Messenger RNA from Gordionus sp. m RMFG-2023, 1741 nucleotides. RefSeq names its product tRNA modification GTPase GTPBP3, mitochondrial-like. Gene Ontology annotation, molecular function: protein binding; GTPase activity; GTP binding. Gene Ontology annotation, biological process: tRNA methylation; tRNA wobble uridine modification. Gene Ontology annotation, cellular component: mitochondrion; cytoplasm. The record is from RefSeq and is a predicted model, not a curated record. NCBI's taxonomy places the organism in Eukaryota, Metazoa, Nematomorpha, Gordioida, Chordodea, Parachordodidae. Bases 33 to 1664 code for a protein of 543 amino acids. The transcript has 9 exons.
AUUACUUUAUUUGCCAAAACCCCAUAUUAUAUAUGCUUAGACAUAUAAUUAAUUUUAAAUGGCAUCUCAACAAAAUAAAAUUAAAUCAUACUUUUAGUACCAUAUAUGCUCUCUCAUCUGGUUGGGGAAAAUGUGGAGUUAGUAUCAUUCGAGUUUCAGGUCCUAAUAGCAGUGAAAUUAUUAUAUCUUUAACUAAAAAUCCUAAUCUGCCUAUACCCAAAAAAGCAAAAUUGAGUAAAAUAUUUUGUCCCAUUUCAUCAGAACUUUUAGAUACCUGUUUAAUUCUAUGGUUUCCAGGACCUAAAAGUUUUACUGGAGAAGAUUGUUGCGAAUUUCAUAUUCAUGGAAGCUCUGCUGUUCAAAAAGCAGUUUUUAAAUCCCUAGAAUCUAUGGAAGGUGUUGGAAUCGCACAACCUGGGGAAUUUAUCAAAAGGGCCUUUUAUAAUGGCAAAAUGGAUUUGAUCGAAGUUGAAGGUUUGGCCGAUUUGAUUAAAUCUGAGACCGAACAACAAAGAAGGGCUGCUUUGAGGAUAGUAGGGGGUGAAUUGAAAUCUCUCUACCAUUGUUGGAGAAAUAUUUUAAUCAAGAACCAAGCUGAUAUAGAAAUGCUUAUCGAUUUUAGCGAAGAACAUCAUAUAGAAAUCCUUGUAGAAAAAAAAAUACUAACGGAAAUAAAUAAUCUCCAUGUAGCUAUAAACUCAUUUUUAAAAAAUUCAAUGUUUCGGGGAGAGAGAUUAGCCAAUGGUUUUAGGAUCACACUAGUAGGCUCACCUAACGUCGGUAAAAGCACACUAUUCAACAUUCUCUGUCAAUCCAAUGGCGCAAUCGUAUCCCCCAUUCCUGGUACUACGAGAGACGUUUUAAAUGUAUCUAAAGACCUGGGAGGGUACCCCGUCAUUUAUGCCGAUACUGCUGGUAUUAGGAAAUUUUUGGGUGGUGAAAAAAGGACCAUCGACGAAUCGACUAUCCACUUGAUUGAGGAAGAAGGCAUAAUAAGAGCCAAGGAUACCAUAUCUCAGUCGGAUAUACUUCUAGUCAUGCUAGAGGCCCCCAAAAUAUCUUUUUCGAAAAAAUCUAGAGAUACACUUUCAAUCAUUAAAUAUUGGCAAGAUACCGUGGAAAAGUAUGUCAGAAAUGAAUUAACGCUCGAUUACUCUUUGUUCCACAAGGGGGGAAGUUUGAAAGUGAAAAAUGCCAAUACCGAAAUAAAUUUAGACAAACAUACGAAUAUCGAGAAGCGAAUCCUCUUCAUUGUUAAUAAAUGCGAUUUAUUAGUCAAUCAUGUUAACGAAAUUUACGAGGAUUUUGAUUAUGUAUCAAAUAUUUUCGAAAAUUUAAUCUUCACUUCAUGCAAAAACAAGAAAGGUGUGCAACGAUUGAUCAAAUAUAUGAUAGACAUCCUGGUUGAAAUGUGCGGCGAUUCAUCUAAAGGUGACCCCUUUGUCCACUCCCAAAGGCAAAGAAAUAGUUUAGCCGUUUGCGACAAAUACCUAAAGAAUUUUCUCGAAACCGAAUUCAUCGAACACAAUUACGUUUAUUUAGCUCGAACUUUGCAAAGAGCUUCUAGAAAUUUGUCCUUAUUAGCUGGGGAUGCUCAAGGUGGUGUGAUUACCACUGAAGACGUGCUUGAUAUAGUUUUCAAGGAUUUUUGCGUUGGGAAAUGACUUUUUAUUAUUAUUUUCCUCUUAAUCAAACAUUAAAUUGUAAAAAAAUAAAGUAGCUAGUUUUGUAUAGAUAAUAA